AUGGCAGAUAACGAUACAUUAAGUGAAAUAAUAACACCAGUUCAAGUAACAUUACCAACAACAUUAACAUUAUCCAAGCAAGAGGAAAUGCAGACUAUUGUUACUCCACCACGCAAAGUUUUUCGUGAAUAUUUACGUUGUCGUCAUUUGGGUUCACUCAAUAGAUUACCUUCACCAAAUGCAUGUCCAUAUGAAUUUGAAGCUGAUAUUGAUGUUUGUUGGAACGCAACUCUUAGUGGAACAAUGGCAUCAAGUAUUAUUGAAUAUGAUCAUGGUCAAAAUUAUUAUUAUCAUGGUGUUCGUUCUGGAAUAGAGAAUUGCACUUUAGAACGUUUUUGUCUAAGUAAUGGAACUUGGGCAAUGACUGUUUCACCAGAUAUUCAAUGUAAAUCAUGUGUUGGUGAUGGUCGACCAGUUAAAUUUAAUUCAAUCAGUAUUAUGAUAGAAACAAUGAGUUUAAGCUUAUCUCUUAUAUCGUUAACAAUUGCUAUUUUAUGUAUGAUGAAUGUCAAGUAUGUUUCAUAUAUUUAA
This is a messenger RNA of Rotaria sp. Silwood2, 531 nucleotides long. Lineage: Eukaryota; Metazoa; Rotifera; Eurotatoria; Philodinida; Philodinidae. The record is from the annotation of a GenBank genome assembly.